UGCGAAAAUGAAGGUAGUGGAGGAAAUGGGAAGUAAUAAUGCUUCAAGUCACGUGAAAGGAGAUCAUACCUUGCAUAUUCACAAGGUGGGAGCUCCUCCAAAGCAAAAGCUUGUGAAGGGGAUUAAAGAUGCAGCGAGGGAGACUUUCUUCUCAGACCAUCCUUUAUGCCAUCUUAACGACAAGCCAAUAUCAAGGAAGCUUGUUCUUGGACUUAAAGCAGUUUUUCCAAUCCUUGAAUGGGGAAGAGAUUACAGUUUUCAUAAAUUCAGAGGUGAUCUUGUCUCCGGACUUACCAUUGCUUCACUCUGUAUUCCUCAGGAUAUUGCAUAUGCAAAGCUUGCAAAUUUGGAUCCUCAGUAUGCGCUAU
Messenger RNA from Neltuma alba, 368 nucleotides. RefSeq names its product high affinity sulfate transporter 2-like. The annotation marks the transcript as partial. Lineage: Eukaryota; Viridiplantae; Streptophyta; Magnoliopsida; Fabales; Fabaceae. Gene Ontology annotation, biological process: transmembrane transport. Gene Ontology annotation, cellular component: membrane. The transcript is spliced from 2 exons. The record is from RefSeq and is a predicted model, not a curated record.